Molecule: messenger RNA, 781 nt
Organism: Colletotrichum destructivum
Lineage: Eukaryota; Fungi; Ascomycota; Sordariomycetes; Glomerellales; Glomerellaceae
Exons: 2
Coding region: 1-426 (141 amino acids)
Source: RefSeq, a predicted model, not a curated record
AUGCCCCUACUGACCAUACCCGACCCCGUGCUCGACCCCAACCGGACCGUCGCGCCGUCUCUUCUAGUCUUCACACUACCUGCCCACCACGCAUCCCGUCCCCUUUUUGUCUGUCGAUUACAAUCGAACCAUCGGUGCCAGAGCCUAGUUAUGCCUUCAGCUCCCAUCAGUCUCACCACAAUGGAAGGUGAACUCGCUAAAUUACGUCAGCAAAUUCGAGAAGAACAGCAUCGACUCGAGGAAGCUAAGGAACUUGCGAAAACAUCACGACCACAAGCACAUCAGGAUCAUCUCGAGGCCUGCCGUUCGCUCAGUCUCGCCAUUCAGGUCGUUACUGACCGCUCCUUAACUACGCAAGGCGACACGACCGACACGACCAACCCGACGCGAUGCUGUCGAAAACGCGGUGCAGAAACUCGUCGAUGAGGCGUACGAUAACCUGCAACUACGAAAAGAUCUUGGCUUACAGGGAACUGUGACGUUCGAGAGCCACACGAACCUUGGCGAGGCCGACGACAACUUACCCGAACACAUGCAUCUAUUUUUAUGGAGUAGGACGAUAUGGCCAACCGGCGCCAGCCUCGGGGCCGUCGAGUCUCAAACCCCAGCGUAGGGCGCGGGUGGAGGGCAAUUGGGCGGACCAGUUCGGCAUGCAUCGCACCUCUGACAGUCGGGACGUCCCUGCUGUGGCGAUCGAGUACAAGGCGCCGAAUAACCUGCUGCGCAACGAGGCGCAGCUCUGACGUGCUAAGCUCUGCUUUCCGCCUUCUGCUUUCCCUCG